Nerophis ophidion (straightnose pipefish) is the source of this 3252-nucleotide messenger RNA. Its product is annotated as mucin-5AC-like. The record is from RefSeq and is a predicted model, not a curated record. Bases 521 to 2812 code for a protein of 763 amino acids. The transcript has 3 exons. NCBI's taxonomy places the organism in Eukaryota, Metazoa, Chordata, Actinopteri, Syngnathiformes, Syngnathidae.
AUAUUUUCAAAUUAAAAAAAGUUGGUUGAGUUAAGACAAGUGUCAGGCAGGACUGAGCAAUUAAUUGUCCAUAAGUCAUUGACAAUUUGUCAAAUAAUAAUACAAAAAAUAUCGGUACUUCAUACUUGUAUGCUAGUAUUUUGACCACAACCCAUUAGAUGCACAAAAAAAUAGACAAAAAGCAACAUUUUCAAACUGUAUUUGUCACAUGUUAAAUAUCCCAUUAAGUUUGUUUACAACCCGAUAUUAGACAAUCACUGUAAUGAUAUAAUUAUGUAAGUAAUAGGAGUUAUUAUACGGAACUUGUGAAACAUGAUUUAUAAUUACACAGGUAUGCGGAGUGCGUAGAACCAGUUCUGCCAGUUACGUCAAACCUCUUAAGAAAAAGAAAAAAAAACGGUGACUGAAGUUGAGAUAAAAUCUCCAGCCAGAAUUGAUCAGCAUCAGUCAGGUGCAUUUAUUAAGAGACCACGGUGAACAUCAUCACUUUGUCGCUGGACACAACCACCAGGAAGAAGACAUGGCAAGGACAGAAUCCAUCAUUUUCACUCUGCUACUUGCAGGAAUGGUGGGGACAGCAUUAGCAACAAAUACGACUGCAACGGCUGCACCCAACGCCACCGCGACUGUUGCAUCCAACGCCACCAUGACGGCUGCCCCCAACGCCACCGCGACGGCUGCCCCCAACUCCACCGUGACUACUGCACCCAAUGCCACCGCGACUGCUGCAUCCAACGCCACCAUGACGGCUGCACCCAACACGACCUUGACGGCUGCACCCAAUGCCACCGCGACUGCUGCAUCCAACGCCACCAUGACGGCUGCACCCAACGCGACGGCGACGGCUGCCCCCAAUGCCACCGCGACGGCUGCCCCCAACGCCAACGCGACUGCAGCCCCCAACUCCACCGCAACUGCAGCCCCCAACGCCACCGCGACAUCUGCACCCAACGCCACCGCGACAUCUUCCCCCAAUGCCACCGCGACGGCUUCCCCCAACGCUACCGUAACUGCAGCCCCCAACGCCACAGCAACUGCAGCCCUCAACGCCACCAUAACGGCUGCACCUAACGCCACAGCGACGCCUACCACCAACGCCACUGCGACGCCUGCCCCCAGCACCGCAGCAACUGCUGCACCCAACGCCACCAUGACGGCUGCACCCAACGCCACUGCAACAGCGACCCCCAACGCCACUGCGACGGCUUCCCCCAACGCCACCGCGACUGCAGCCCCCAACGCCACCGCGACUGCAGCCCCCAAUGCCACCGCGACGGCUUUCCCCAACGCUACCGCGACUGCAGCCCCCAAUGCCACAGCAACUGCACCCCCCAACGCCACCUUGACGGCUGCACCCAACACCACUGUGACUACUGCACGCAAUGCCACCGCGACGGCUUCCCCCAACGCCACCGCGACUGCAGCCCCCAACGCCACCGCGACUGCAGCCCCCAAUGCCACCGCGACGGCUUUCCCCAACGCUACCGCGACUGCAGCCCCCAAUGCCACAGCAACUGCACCCCCCAACGCCACCUUGACGGCUGCACCCAACACCACUGUGACUACUGCACCCAAUGCCACCGCGACGGCUUCCCCCAACGCCACCGCGACUACAGCCCCCAACGCCACCGUGACUGCAGCCCCCAAUGCCACCGCGACGGCUUUCCCCAACGCUACCGCGACUGCAGCCCCCAACGCCACAGCAACUGCACCCCCCAACGCCACCAUAACGGCUUCCCCCAACACCACUGUGACUACUGCACCCAAUGCCACCGCGACUGCUGCACCCAACGCCACCAUGACGGCUGCACCCAAUGCCACCGCGACAGCUGCCCCCAACGCCACGGCGACUGCAGCCCCCAACGCCACGGCGACUGCAGCCCCCAACUCCACCGCGACCUCUGCACCCAACGCCACCGCGACGUCUGCACCCAACGCCACCGCGACGGCUGCCCCCAACGCCACAGCAACUGCAGCCCCCAACUCCACCGUGACGGCUGCCCCCAACACCACCGCGACUGCUACACCCAACGCCACCGUGACGGCUUCACCCAACGCCACCGCGACUGCUGCCCCCAACGCCACAGCAACUGCUGCCCCCAACGCCACAGCAACUGCAGCCCCCAACGCCACCAUGACGGCUGCAACCAACGCCACGGCGACGGCUUCCCCCAACUCCACUGCGACGGCUUCCCCCAACGCCACCGUGACGUCUGCACCCAACGCCACAGCGACACCUUCCCCCAACGCCACUGCGACUGCUGCCCCCAACGCCACCGCGACUGCUGCCCCCAACUCCACCGCGACUGCCGCCUCCAACGCCACCGCGACGUCUUCCCCCAACGCUACCACAACUGCAGCCCCCAACGCCACCAUAACGGCUGCACCCAACGCCACAGCGACGCCUUCCCCCAACGCCACCGCGACUGCAGCCCCCAACGCCACCGUGACGUCUGCACCCAACUCCACCGUGACGUCUGCACCCAACUCCACCGCGACGUCUGCCCCCAACGCCACCGCGACUACAGCCCCCAACGCCACCGUGACGUCUGCACCCAACUCCACCGGGACGUCUGCACCCAACGCCACAGCGACACCUUCCCCCAACGCCACCGCGACUGCUGCCCCCAACGCCACCGCGACUGCUGCCCCCAACGCCACCGCGACUGCAGCCCCCAACGCCACCGCGACUGCAGCCCCCAACGCCACCGUGACGUCUGCACCCAACUCCACCGCGACAGCAGCUCCGUUCUCCUAUCUGUCUCUCAUAUGUUCACUUCUCUUCACGUAUUGCUCUCUGUGGGUUAAGUAGCUUCUUACCCAGUUCAAGAGCAACUGACUGAUGCAAUACCUCUCUAACUUAUUAAGAUAUAAAUAUUGUCUCAAAUGCUUUUGUUGGAUGCAAAAACACUGCAGCUGCACAUUGUUUACUCUCUAUUGCGUUGGUAAUUUCCUCGGUUAUUUCGGUUCUUACCUUCGAUGUUGAGAUGAUGGCUCUGUGUCUGUACUGCUUGUCCGCAUGUGUUCUACUGUUAUUUAUGAAUUUGUCCAAUCUGUUGUUAGGCAAUGUUUCCAAUAUUUUAGAAAAUUGUGGAAGUAGGGAAACAAGUAUAUUGUUUGUAAACUGUUGUUUGUUUCCAGUCUUAUAAAGCAGUCCAACUUUUGCAGUACUCUUUUUGUCUGUUUGAAACGAUAUGUAGCUGAUACAUGUUAAAGGUUCUGACAAUAUCUUUAAAACCUUUGCAGUACUCA